Molecule: messenger RNA, 797 nt
Organism: Cydia strobilella
Lineage: Eukaryota; Metazoa; Arthropoda; Insecta; Lepidoptera; Tortricidae
Product: calaxin
Exons: 5
Molecular function (GO): calcium ion binding
Source: RefSeq, a predicted model, not a curated record
UGCAGAAAAUGACAGAACACAAGCAAAUAAGCAUGGCUGCGAGCUGCAUCGCGCUCCGCGGCGUGAAGAUCUUUCUCAGCGCAGGCCGAGCCGCGGCGGCAAGGAAGGCUUCUUCACCACCAGUAGUGAGGCGCAAGCCUAAACCUGUGCUUGGGGCCAAGCCGCCGCAGAAAGUAUUCGAUGCUCUGCUUAAAAACACUAAGUUUAACAAGUACGAGCUGGAAGCGUUGUACACUAUGUACCGGAACCUGGUGACAGCCGCGCAAUCCGCAGCACCUGCCGGCAUUGGCCAACCAGCCCCGAAGACCGACGGCAUAGACCAGAGCACCUUCCGCGACGUAAUGCACAACACGUUCGACCUAGUAACCGAAGAAGCCAUCUUGGAGAGAAUCUGGGUGACUUGGGAGCGCCCUUCAGGGGGCGAGGGUGCCAUAAAAUUUGAAGCCUGGGCUAAAGGUUUGAGCCGACUGCUAAGGGGGACUGAGGAUGAGAGAAGAAUGCACUGCUUUGCGGUUUAUGAUGUUAAUGGAGAUGGCUGGAUUACAAAGGACGAGAUGUUUUUACUGUUGAAAAACUCACUCUUGAAGCAGCCAGGGGACGAAGACCCGGACGAGGGAGUGAGAGACCUUGUGGAACUGGUUCUUAAAAAACUGGACGUUGACAGAGACGGCAGGGUGUCCUUCGAGGAUUACAAACAAGCGGUGGAGCAAGAGCCCCUUUUGUUAGAAGCCUUCGGACAGUGCCUGCCUUCCAAGUGACAUUCGGCUGCCUUUCUUAGAACACUAGUCACUAAGUGA